Cylicocyclus nassatus is the source of this 546-nucleotide messenger RNA. Lineage: Eukaryota; Metazoa; Nematoda; Chromadorea; Rhabditida; Strongylidae. The record is from the annotation of a GenBank genome assembly.
AUGGCGAUCACGAUGAGCAUGGAACUCCUCCUCAGUGUUAUUGCUGUAUCAGUUGUUCACGCAGAUGCCUAUGGUUGUGAAGGACGCAUAUCUGAUGAUCCCGGGGACUGCCCUUGUGAAAAGAGAAAUGGGUCACUAGCUCUAGAAGAGCUCGAAUUUCAAAAAGAAGCCAAUGCUGCUUUCAAGAAAAAAUGCUACCCAAAUGUUACAGUAUAUUCGUGCGCCGUUGAAGAAAAUACUUACACCGUAGAUUACUUUAACCAGUUGAUGAAAGAGUUGAAUAUUCAUGAUCCUAAAAAAAUGAGAAGCUAUCCGGAUUAUCGACCUGGCCUAGGAUUUACCGACGAGCUCCUGUUCAAGGUGAUAAAUAGAAGUGAUUUUACCAAGGAAACAAGCUCAGAAGUCGCGAAGUCGUUUAUCUUUGGAGAAUACAAAACAGAGGUAGAAGAGCUGUGCGCACUCAAAAAUCCGAAGCUUGGAUGUCGGGUUCACCUCAAAGGAACAGAUUAUGUUUUUCUUAGUUGCCUUGCCCGAUAUGAUGACUGA